Molecule: messenger RNA, 1125 nt
Organism: Capronia epimyces CBS 606.96
Lineage: Eukaryota; Fungi; Ascomycota; Eurotiomycetes; Chaetothyriales; Herpotrichiellaceae
Exons: 1
Coding region: 1-1125 (374 amino acids)
Source: RefSeq, a predicted model, not a curated record
AUGUUCCAACCGGAGGGAUCAGCCUCCACGCCUCAAUCACAUUCCACUUUCUACGAGACAGCUAUUUUCGCUGACGCCGAGCCAUCGACCCAGGCCAGCCUUUCUGAACUCGAUCAAACAGUUGAUACCGUUGCACCCAUUACAUCUCCGCGCGAACCCACUGUUAACCCAAGUGAUAUUUGGUUUCUAUCACCGGAAACCUGGACACUCGACCACAUGACUCAUCUCGACGUCUCCCAGAUCCCCAGCUCCAUGUUGAAGCGAUAUCCUACCAUGAUUCGUCGAUGGUUGUCCCAAUGGGCGAGUGAGGGUGCCAAUCCUUUCAUUCAUCGGCAGCUCUACCGGCAUCGGUUCCCGCGUUGCAUACAAGACGCUUGUACCGCGCUGUCGUACUUCGACUCGAAAACGACGGCAAACGAGGAGACAGCCUAUCGAAUCCUGCAGGACAGGGCGGAGCAGCUGCUCCGAGACAACGUGCUGGAUGAUAGUCCGGCACUAGGCGUUAAGACACUCGACACGUUCGACCAUCUCGCGCGCGUUCAGGCGCUCAUAGUGUAUCAGACAUUGGGCCUCUUCGACAGCGACGUUGGACUCCGGUACGCCGCGGAACAGCGCAUCCCACUCCUCUUCACAUGGGCCGAUAAGAUGCUUGAGAGCGCUUCGCAGAGUGCCAGUUUAGCCGCCUUCCACCGCCAGAUGACUACUGCCCCAGAGGAUAGCCUGACAAUGAAUAACACCCCCAUUGCGUACAAUCCACUUCCCCACGCAGUCGGUGAGGAGGCUCUGUGGCACGCCUGGAUCCUCGCCGAGUCCGUCCGGCGCACGUGGAGCAUCGUGUCCGGCAUCCAGACUGUCUUCCUCACGCUGCAACGCGGGUGGGCGGCGUGUCUGGGCGGAAUGAUGCUCACAACGCGGCAGGGGGUUUGGGACACCAACUCGGCGUAUAAAUGGGCGAAAUUAUGCUCUGAAGUCAAUGUUGGGUUGAUGCACCGGCAGGAGACGGAGAGGCUGCUUGUGGAUGCGAAGGCUAAUGAUGUCGAUUCCUUCGGCAAGGUGAUCAUGGAGGCUACAUUUGGAAGUGAGAGGAUCGAGCGCUGGAUUAUGAAGAGCAAAGAUCGGCCGUGA